CUCAUAAACGACGACGGGAGCGCGGAGCGUCAUCGAGUUCACUCGAACCGGAGCCCCGACGCGGAGCGGACCCGGUUUUUACCUCGUCGUUAAAAAAAAUCGGAAAAUUAUUCAUUUUUCAAAAUUUUUUUCAAUUCUUUCGAAUUCGAAGCUUUUUGGAGAUAAUAAUGAAAACGGUUUGGGGCCUCGUCCCGAUUCUGGCCGCGCUCGUGGCCCUCGCGGGCUCGAGCGACGUCACGCCGCCCGGAAAAGCCUUUUACUUGGGCUUGCCCGACGACGAAAAACACGAUUUUCUCAUCUUCUCAUUGGGCCACGGAUACACCAAGAAAACUACCAAACUCCAGCGAACCUCAGCCCCGGAUUUCCGCUUCCCUGACUCCCUCGGAAUCAGCGAAGAACACAUCGAAAAAUUUCAGCAAUUAAUUUACCCGGACGAUUUUACCUCGAAUUUGUACGUUUGGAUACGAGCCCGAUACAAUCUGAACGAAGUUAAAAUGCGUACGCUCAUAUUGCAACGGAUGGUCUGCCUCGAAAACGGUAAUUGCAUCGACAUCGACGACGUCGGUGGACUCUGCUGUCCUUUUUAACAAUAAAAAUCGUCAGCCCCGCAAAUCCCUUCGAAACCGAAGAGAAUCCAUAAUCCAAACGACGAAUUUUCACAAUUUUUUCUCCUAAUCCACGAAAAGAUGAAAAAUUUUCAUUAUUUUUUCCAAAAAUGAAAAAUGAAAAAUCUAGAGUCCCCGGAAAAGACGUUUUGGAAUAUUGGAAAAAAAGAAUCGAAAAGCCUCGAAAAAAACUGAAUAAGGAAUCAAUUUCUUCGACUUUUUGUAAAUGUAUGAGCGAUAAGAAAAAAAACUUGGAAAUUCCAGUCAGAAUAAAAUGCGGUGACACAGAGACCGUUGCACUCGUGUUUGUAUCUCCUGCUGUAUUUUUACGUAAAUUAUUGGCUCAUAUACAUAAGUUUACAUAUUUCGCUAAGUGGAUAUUGCUAAUGUUUUUUUCGUCGCACUUAAAAAUACAAAUCUCAUCGUCAUAUAGUAUGCGGUGACAAUAGUUUAGAAAAAUAAACAGAUUUACAUA
Venturia canescens is the source of this 1080-nucleotide messenger RNA. RefSeq lists its product as uncharacterized. The transcript has 3 exons. Bases 168 to 587 code for a protein of 139 amino acids. The record is from RefSeq and is a predicted model, not a curated record. Lineage: Eukaryota; Metazoa; Arthropoda; Insecta; Hymenoptera; Ichneumonidae.